Messenger RNA from Sardina pilchardus (European sardine), 2507 nucleotides. RefSeq names its product aldehyde dehydrogenase 1 family, member A3 (gene aldh1a3). The coding region runs from base 34 to 1566 and encodes 510 amino acids. The record is from RefSeq and is a predicted model, not a curated record. The transcript has 13 exons. Gene Ontology annotation, molecular function: aldehyde dehydrogenase (NAD+) activity. Lineage: Eukaryota; Metazoa; Chordata; Actinopteri; Clupeiformes; Clupeidae.
UGUACACAGCUAUCUGUCUUCAUCAAUUGCAAUAUGGCACAGAACGGAACUAUAGAAAAUGGACUUUCUCAAGGGGACGUUUUCCCUUUUCCUCAGCCAAUGAAAGUGCCAGAGGUGAAACAUACACAGAUUUUUAUCAACAAUGAAUGGCACAACUCAGUUAAUGGAAAGAAAAUUCAGACAGUUAACCCGGCAACAGGUGUGAAAAUCUGCGACGUUGAGGAGGCAGAUGAGGCGGAUGUAGAUAAAGCAGUGGAGGCUGCUAAGGCUGCCUGCCAGAGGGGAUCACCAUGGCGUACCUUGGAUGUUUCCAGCCGGGGGAGACUUCUGCACAAAUUGGCCGACUUGAUGGAGAGAGACCGGGUCCUGCUCGCAACCCUUGAAGCAAUGGAUACUGGUAAACCCUUCCUACAUGCCUUUUUCGUUGAUCUCGACGGGAGCAUCAAGACUCUGAGAUACUAUGCGGGCUGGUCAGAUAAGAUCCAUGGCAAAUCGCUACCAGUGGAUGAAAAUUUUGUGUGUUUCACCAAACAUGAGCCUGUCGGCGUUUGCGGAGCAAUCAUUCCUUGGAAUUUCCCCCUGUUGAUGUUCACGUGGAAGAUUGCACCUGCACUGUGUUGUGGCAACACUGUGGUCAUCAAGCCGGCCGAGCAGACCCCUCUCACAGCUCUCCACAUGGGGGCACUGAUCAAGGAGGCCGGCUUUCCCCCCGGAGUCGUGAACAUCCUACCCGGGUAUGGCCCCACAGCUGGCGCUGCCAUCGCCAGCCACAUGGGCAUCGACAAAGUGGCGUUCACCGGCUCCACAGAAGUGGGCCAGUUGAUCAAAGAAGCCGCCGCAAAGAGCAAUCUGAAAAGAGUGACCCUGGAGCUGGGAGGGAAAAACCCCUGCAUUGUCUUUGCCGAUUCAGACUUGCAGCUGGCCGUGGAGGAGGCCCAGAAGGGAGCCUUCUUCAAUCAGGGUCAGGCCUGCACGGCCGCCUCGCGCGUCUUCGUGGAGGACAAGGUGUACGACGAGUUUGUGCGCCUCAGCGUGGAGGCGGCGAAGAGGAUAGUGUCCGGCGACCCCAUGGAUCCGCUCACGACGCACGGGCCACAGAUUGACCAGAAGCAGUUUGAUAAGAUCGUGGAGCUGAUUGAGAGCGGGAAGCGGGAGGGCGCUACCGUGGAGUGUGGAGGGCAGGCGGCGGAGGGCAAAGGCCUCUACAUCCAGCCCACCAUCUUCUCCGGGGUCAAAGAUCACAUGCGCAUCGCCAAAGAAGAGAUUUUUGGCCCCGUACUGUGCAUCCUGAGGUUUAAGAGCCAGGAGGAAGUGAUCACGAGGGCCAACAACACACAUUACGGCCUGGCAGCGGCCGUCUUCACACGGAGCGUGGACCGGGCGCUCAGCGUCUCGUCUGCGCUGCAGGCCGGAACCGUCUGGGUGAACUGCUACAAUGCUCUCCAUGCUCAGGCUCCGUUCGGAGGCUACAAAAUGUCCGGAAAUGGACGAGAGCUCGGUGAGUAUGCUCUGGCUGAGUACUCUGAAGUGAAAGCAGUCACCAUCAAACUCAUGGAGAAGCUGUGAGAAAGUAAAAGGGCCGGACUACAUUUCCCUCAACCCCAGCAAGAAAACCAGCACUUCCUCUGACAACCACCAUCAACUAGCCCCGAGAGUACGGCUUGGUCCGAACGUUUAAGGCACACAGUCUCCGGAGCCCAUGGCUCUGCGCCACGACUAUGGAGCCUUUCCUCAUAAGCAACGCUUUCUUUACCUCUGCAAGCUACAUGUCUGUCCUCUUUUAUCUUUGUAGAUGUUAUGUACAAAUGUAAAUGUAUUUUUUGCUUUAUUUUAAAAAAAAAAUCAUUGGAUCUUAAAUUGCCGUCUUUUUUAAACACUAGUGUUAAACUAUCUCCCCUACAGUGAAUGGACUGUGGACAGUAAUGUCUUAAAGGAAAAGAAAUUAUGUGUAUGUCUUAAAUGAUAUUGUUUGAUUGAGCCACAUUGAAUGAUACUAUGUUGUAUCAAAUGUUAAACAUAAUUAGAGGUCUCCCAGGCAAUUGUGUUUUUAUUCUAUACUGCCAAGUAGCCUAAGAUGCAUUUUGGACAUUUACAUUCAAUGUACAGUUUUUACUUUGAGUUGGAAACCAGUUUCAAUAAUUCUCUUUUAAUUAUUGUCUUUGUACCACAGCUCUAAGUAGUGUGGUGACAUUUGUUGAAGCUUUAAUUCAGAUUAAAGGCAGGAAAUUGAUCAGGUUUAUGGAAAAUUGGUACUGGUACGUCAAAUAUAAUGUGAAACUUCAUGGGAUGUCAUGAUGUCAUCGGUGUAUUUUAAUAGCUUGACAAUUUGCUGUACAUUCAGCAAAUCUUAUGGAACCAAGUGAAAGUACUUUUGCUCUUUGCAGAAUGUUUGUUAAAUUGUUUUACCUGCAGAGAAUGUAAUGUAACUAUUACAACCCAAAUGGCAACCUUUUUCAUAAUUCUUUGAUUAGUCAUUAACUUUUUUUUUGUAAAACCUUUAAAAUCUA